UUAUCGCGUGAACAAUUAUUAUUGUUAUUAUUGUUGUUGGAUCAUCGAGAAACGUUCGACGUCUUCCAGUUUCGAAGGAUUAAGAAAAAGAAGAAGAACAGCCGAAAUAGUAAAUUAGGAAAGAAGGAACAGAAGAUAGUAGUAGUGAAGAAAAAGAAAUUAGAAGAAGAAUUACGUUUUUAUGAUCGAAAGGAACUGAAUAUCGAAGCUAACAAAUGCUCGGGAUCGUUUGAAAUUCAACCGGACGAGGUGGGAGGUAGUACGACGGUUGUAGCAGAGGGUGUAAUAGGCGGCAUAAGGGGCCCAGGCGGCGGGUGCCGCGCAUCCUCGAUGACUAUGGCCGAGAGCGCCGUGGAGGACGCCGCAGCCGCGCCCCCGGGUCCGGCAAAGCCGCCCCCGCCCUCCUGUACGAACAAUAAUACCCUGGCGGCGACGGCUAAUAGGAAUCAUAGGAUUCCAAGAAAGAGGAAACGACUGGCCCAAGUACUCGACAUAUUGCAAGCCCAUCGGAGUUCGCCGUCGGAGGGGGAGGUUUUGAGGUUCGAGGGCAACGGGCCAGCAUCCGAGGAAGAGGAGGACGUGUUCAGUUCACCGAGGUCGUCUUCGAGGUCGGCCGUUGACAGUCCGUCAGCUUUGAACAUUCAACCUUUGAGGCUUAAGGACGAGGAUUCUCCCGUAACGCCAACGGGAGGGGAGGAGGAGGAGGAGGAAGAAAAUCCGAUGUCCAGUUCGACGACGACGACGAGUACAAUUACGACAACUGCAACUGCAUCUACCACGACGGCGAUUACGACGACAACAACUACAACGGUUGGCGAAGGAGGAGGAGGGGAGGAUCAACGAAAUCAUCAUCAUCAUCACAACCACCAUCACCAUCACAAUCAUCAUCAUCAUCAUCACAGGAGCCGUCAUCAUAACAAUCGGAACUUACCGUACAAUAAUAAAACACGGCAGAACCCGAAUCAAAAAUCGUCCGCGUCGAAUCGUUCCUCUUCAACAACGGGCAAGCCGAACAACGGUGCUUGUGCUUGCGCGCAGUGCAGUCAGUCCCCUAAUUCGAUGUUGCAUUCACCGACGUCGCCGUUAACGCCAUUGACUCCGUUGACCCCGCUGACACCAUUGUCCCUACCACCGCUAACGCCGUACAGCUUCGAACAGUACAUGCACACCAAAUACCUGCCGGAUAUAUUUCGCGGACGCAGUCAUUCGGACACCGAUGUGUUGUCCAGCUGGGAACAGAGGAUACCACCUGCCUCGACGUCCUCCUCGAUGUCAUUGAUGGUAAAUCAAAAUCAUCCGCUGCGCGGCAGCUCGUUGGAGUGCGAAACGACGAUGACGAUGACGACGACGACGAUGGGGACAACGACGACGAGCACGACGACGACGACAAGUCCGCAGGAGUUACCGUUGGACCUUUCGAUGAAAAAUUUAAUGGCGUCGGCGGCGGCCGCUGCAGCAGCAGCCGCGGCAGCAGCAGCAGCAGCAGCAGCAGCGGGGGGCAACAGACCUCCGGCACUUCGACUAUUACCGGCUGGCAUAGUGACGAGGGGCUCCGUGAGUGUCCCAGUCGUCAGAGGUGACGUCGCAUCACCGACGACUAAGGAGAGCGUUGCCGUGAGAUACAACCUUGAAGUUUCACCGGUUGUCGAGGAGAUGCCGCCCGGUGCCGAUUUAGCUUAUGUCUGUCCGGAAUGCGGACAGAUGUUUAGCCUUCACGACAGGCUCGCCAAACACAUGGCCUCGAGGCAUCGCAAACAGGGCCCACACGACGCCUCGGCAAAGGCAUAUCUCUGCGACGUAUGCCAAAGGAGCUUCGCUAGGUCUGAUAUGUUGACGAGACACAUGAGGUUGCAUACAGGUGUAAAGCCGUACACGUGCAAAGUAUGCAACCAGGUGUUCAGUAGGUCAGAUCACCUAAGCACUCAUCAGCGAACACACACUGGCGAGAAACCCUACAAAUGUCCAGACUGUACCUACGCGGCAUGUCGCAGGGACAUGAUCACUAGGCAUCAGAGGACCCACAAUAAGUUCCUUGAAAGCCAAGGAAGAGCUUCGGGAGCUAGCGGCCCGACCAAAACCGAACCUGGUUCGCUACCAUCCGAUGGAGCCAGUAGUCCUACUUCUUAUGGACAACCCAUGCCAUCGUCUCCUUCCUCCACUGGGCCCCCCAUCAAAACCGAAUGACGACGAGCCAUUGGACGACCUUGGUUUCUUUCAUCAUCAUCAUUACCUCGAGCUCCGAUUUCGCGAAGAACUCGCGGACGUACCUCCGUCCUCGCUGAUUCUUUUUCGACAACUUUUCGCGAACUCGAGCGUGGAACUUCGCGUCGUCGUAAUCAGCGCGAAUCUCGACGUUGAAAAUAACACAAAUGGAGAACACUCCUGUCUCGGACUGUAUUAUCCCUUAAUCCUUCAUCCCUUUUUUUCUUUCUUUCUUCCUUCCUUUUUCCUUUUCUUAAUUAUUCUUUUUCCUCGUACACGUUAUGAUCGCGUAUCGAAGGAAAAUUCUAACCUAACCUAAAAAAACUCUCUCGCUCUCUUUUUCUCUUCGAUCGAUCAUCAUACUAAUCCCCUAUAAGCGUAUUUCAAUCGAAAAUUUUUAAGCGUACUACUACAACACACGUGCCAAAACUCUUUUUCCUCGAUCCAAUUAGAUUAAUUGUUAUUCGGGGGAAAAAUUAUUAAUAUGUCCUUUAAUCUGAGAUUAAAUAAUUUGACAUAACCUAUAAGUAUAAGAAAACAUUCGUGAAGACACACUUUUUUUUUAUGCACAGCUAGCUGAUUAUUUAACGAAAAUUCGAGUGUUGUGCCAAAUUAGUACAGAAUUAAUCGAGAAAAUAAUUAUUUUCUCAAUCGUUCUCGAGAUUUAUUUAAUUCCUUUUCAAAUUCAACCGUUACAUUGUUCGAUACAGUAACGAAAAAAAAAACAUAUAUAUAUAUAUAUCUAUAUAAUAUAU
Molecule: messenger RNA, 2957 nt
Organism: Polistes canadensis
Lineage: Eukaryota; Metazoa; Arthropoda; Insecta; Hymenoptera; Vespidae
Gene: klu
Product: early growth response protein 1
Exons: 2
Biological process (GO): regulation of transcription by RNA polymerase II
Molecular function (GO): RNA polymerase II cis-regulatory region sequence-specific DNA binding; DNA-binding transcription factor activity
Source: RefSeq, a predicted model, not a curated record